CGCGCCGCACAGCUGAGAAUAAGCAUUAGAGUUUUCUCCAUCUCGUCUGGUAUAAUAUAUGGCUAUAUAAGAUCUGAACGCCUAAAUUUAAUAAAUAGUAUUGCCCUGUUUCUUUGGACUCCAACCAAUAUAUCCACUCACAUCAUGGCGACCGCUUCUCCCCCGGCCCACGCUCGUCCGUUCCAUUCAUUUACCACCCCACGUCUGAUUAUUCGAAGUUGUCUUCCAUCCGAUGCCAAGCAGAUCCAAGCCAUACGUAGCAAUCCACUCAACAAUCCCUAUGGCGGUGUGAAUGAGCCUGAUCUCCCCGUCGAGGUGCAGGUUCAAAGGCUCGAAGCCCAGCAGAUAUCCACCGCCAAAGGCGAGAACGCAUGGAUGGUGAUCAUUCUGAAGAACAGCCUUGGCGAUGGAGACGACGCGGUCGAGGAAUUGAAGACCGACACAGGGAUCAUGAUCGGUAACACGGGGUUCAAUUCCUUCCCGCUCCAACCCUCUCUUGCGGAUGAGACGCAGAGCGUGUUGGUGGGCGAUACGGGCAUCAUGAUCGACAACCGGUUUGCGAGAAAGGGAUAUGCGCUCGAAGCGCUCUGCGCCAUCGUCGAGUAUGGAUUUCAGGAGCUGGGCUGUGGGAUGAUGAGUCUGGGUACUUCUGCGGUCAACGUGCCAUUUCGGAGCUUGAUGAGGACCAUGGGCAUAGGCGAGGGGACGCUCAGAGCUACAAAUGAGGGAGAGGAGGCAUGUUAUCUGUUUGAUAGGGAGAAAUGGGACGAGGCCAAGAAGCAUAUGGAGGGCAAUGGGAAGUGGUAUUUAUGAGGAGGGACGUUGAUCCGCAUUUACUUCUUAAUGGACGGUGGAGAUUUCUGAUCCUGCCAAUACACCUCAUUCUGACAUGUUGAAGUUGAUGGUAUAUACUUAGGCUCUAUUACUGUUGUUAUAGGGAGGUUAGUAGUAGGCAGGCUGGGAAGUAUUGUUAGUGGGUCAAUAUAUACAAUACCAUGUGCACCGAGUUUUCCGG
This is a messenger RNA of Amorphotheca resinae ATCC 22711, 1015 nucleotides long. RefSeq lists its product as hypothetical. The transcript has a single exon. Gene Ontology annotation, molecular function: acyltransferase activity, transferring groups other than amino-acyl groups. Bases 145 to 813 code for a protein of 222 amino acids. Lineage: Eukaryota; Fungi; Ascomycota; Leotiomycetes; Helotiales; Amorphothecaceae. The record is from RefSeq and is a predicted model, not a curated record.